UCUAAGCACGGAGCAACAUUCUUCCGCGCAACCCGUGUUAUCGCUUAUCGUCUUCACGCGACUUUCUCCCCAGCCAUUGCGCUGUCCACGAUGGCUACUGACGAGGCCAUGGAGGACGUGCAGCCAGCUACGAAGAGGCCCUCCGUGGAAAUUGAACCCUUGAAGCGGAAGAAAUUCAAGGCAGAAGACCUUCCCCUUUCUGCCGCCCAACAUGCAGCCAUCGACAAACUCUUGCAUUCAUUCAAGAAGAAGGGUGGUUUUGACAGUAUUCGAAAACAGAUCUGGGCGGAUUUUAAUGAUGGAGACUCUAAGACCAACUUCACCAAUGAGUUGAUCGCAUUGGCAGAAUCCGAGAUCGAACGCGAACCGGCGCACCUAUCGCGUGAGAGGGGUAAAGCUGCAACUUUGAUAGAAGGCGCUGUCGAUCGUGGCGAUGUUUACAAGAACGUGGAGCAGUCUAUUGAUCUCCUGGCAUCCAGACACCUCGACUCCAUAUUGGAAUCCGUCCGUUCUAUUCGCCGAGAAGACAUCGGCGAAGAGGCAGCUGCAGAGGAGGAAAAGACUGGUAGCAAGACAGACGAAGACUAUGAGGCAUACGUCAAAGCUAAGCGAGACGCACGCGAGGAAGUCUAUCGUGAAGAGAUGCGGAAACAAAAAGAAAUCGAAGACGAACAGAAACGCAUCAAGGCCGAAGAAGUACGAAAGAAACGUGAAAUUGAGCGACAGAAGGAGGAAGAAGAGCGAGCCAGGCGAAAAGAAAUUGACGACAAGCGACGAGCCGAACGUGAGCGUGCCCGCGAAGAACAAAGAGCGCUUGACGACCAGCGAGAGCGAGAGCGAGACGAACGAUAUGAACGACGAAGACGAGAAGACCGGGAGCGGUUCUGGGAUCGUGACCGUAGUCGCACGAGAGACCGGGAUCGUGACCGUUUACGCGACCGUUCUCCUGCCUAUCGCUCUGACCGUGGCUUAUCUCCACGCAGUCGCGAUCCGAAGCGAGAAAAGUCCACUACAUCUAAAGACCCAACCCCAGCUCCGGCACCUCCCGUUGAUGAUAAGUCACUAGAGGAGGCUGCCCUUCAGAUGCUUCUGAAAGAAGGCGAAGAGCUUGCUGCAAAGGCACGGCAACGGCCUGAGUUUGACUUCGAGGAGGCGGAAGCUAUUGAGAAUGGUCUCAAACCAUCAUCAACGUCUGGGGUGACCAAGGCAGACGUGAAACUCGGUCUACCUUCAGGGACCGGAGCUGGAGCCGAAGCCGUUAUCGACCACUUGGAUCUCGUUUUGACCCAGACCAUCGACGAGAGAGGUCUCGUGAUGCAUCUGUCAGAUCCCGAGACCGCGAAAUGGAUGAUCGGCGUGGCUUUCGUGAUUUUAGAGAUGAAAGAAGUUAUCGACCAGCUCGCCGGAGCCGUAGCCGGUCUACUGUUCGAGGAAUGCGAGACAGAGACAGGGAUCGUGACCACAAUCGAAGCGCGGAUCGAGACAGAGAGAGAGUCCGGGAUCGACCACGAUCCAGAUCCCGUGAUCGAGACUUUGAAAGACGCCGCCAUGAUCGUAGCCGCGAUAGAAGUCGAGACAGAGAUCGAGGUGGUGACGGCUACCGGUCUCGCCGAAGUAGAGUCUCUCGGUCACCAUCUCGCCGCCGCUCCCGCAGCAGGCGAUCGCGAUCUCGAUCUCGCCCUCGCCAUCGCAGCCGGGAUCGCCCUCGCUCCCGCCCUCGUUCGCGUACUCGAUCGCCUGCUCCUAGACGGAGAUCACGCUCUAAAUCCACUACACGCAAAAGAUCACGUUCUCGACAUCGCUCGCGCGAGCGGCGCCCUUCACCUGGUUCUCUAG
Penicillium macrosclerotiorum is the source of this 1836-nucleotide messenger RNA. Its product is annotated as BOD1/SHG1 domain-containing protein. The record is from RefSeq and is a predicted model, not a curated record. The annotation marks the transcript as partial. NCBI's taxonomy places the organism in Eukaryota, Fungi, Ascomycota, Eurotiomycetes, Eurotiales, Aspergillaceae. The transcript is spliced from 3 exons.